CUCUUCUUCAAUUCCGUUUAGCCUCCCCUCUUUUUCCGCUAGGUUGACGUUUCUGUUUUUCUUUGCAUUUUCCCGAGAAACUUCACAUUCUCAUUCCCCUUUUACUCGUUUUCCCUUCUCCAUAUAAAUUCAGGCUCUGCAUGGUAGGGGAAUAAAAUUCGUUGUUGGUUUCAGAUUUGGAAAAUUCCCUAUUUCGUUCUCUUACCCAUAAAUUUUUGAGCUUCUCCUGAACGGCCAUCGUGGAGAUUCUCGGAUCAGGUCGGGCUGCGAGAGGGGGGUUUCACGGCGGCGAUAGAUUCAUCUUCUGCCUUCUUUUGAGGGGGUAGCCGGGGCUCCGGCCUCGGCGGUUUUUAAACCCCUACCUUCACAAAAUCUGGGAAAAUUUUAGAUUUACAAAAGUUUCGAUUCCUCCGUCUCUCGAAAGUGUUUUCUUUUUUUCGUUUUCGAGAUUUUUUUUCUGUAAAGUAAAUUGGGAUCGUUGCUGAAAGAGAGUGAAGAAGAAGAUGCCUGCCUUAGCUUGCGUUGAUACUGCCUUUGUGCCUCCAGGCUACGCUUUCUCCGGUGAUAGCUCUCUUCCCACCGCCGGUGACGUCUUUAUGCCGGCUUCUCCAAAUUCCGCCGCCGCUUCCGUUGUUGACAGCUCUUGCCGUUGGUCCUCGUCGCUCUCCGCCUCGCUUUACAGGAUCGACGGAUGGGGAGCUCCUUAUUUCGUCGCCAACUCGUCCGGUAAUAUCUCUGUUCGUCCACAUGGGUCUGAUACUAUGCCUCACCAAGAUAUCGAUCUGCUGAAAAUCGUCAAGAAGGUGACGGAUCCGAAAUCCUCCGGUGGUUUAGGAUUGCAGCUUCCGCUUAUCGUCCGGUUCCCGGAUGUAUUGAAGAACAGGCUCGAGUGCCUCCAAUCUGCGUUUGAUUUCGCGAUUCAGAGCCAGGGAUACGAUUCGCAUUACCAAGGUGUUUAUCCUGUGAAAUGCAAUCAGGAUCGAUUCGUCGUCGAGGACAUCGUCAGGUUUGGAUCUCCUUUCCGGUUUGGAUUGGAAGCUGGUUCUAAACCGGAGAUCCUUCUCGCCAUGAGCUGCUUGUGCAAAGGUAAUCCCGAUGCCUUUCUUGUGUGUAAUGGAUUCAAAGAUGCUGAGUAUAUAUCCUUGGCUCUGCUCGGGAGGAAACUGGCGUUGAACACUUUGAUUGUGCUCGAGCAAGAAGAAGAACUCGAUCUGGUUAUCGAUCUGAGCCAGAAGAUGAAUGUGAGGCCUGUGAUUGGGUUACGAGCCAAGCUGAGAACCAAACACUCGGGUCAUUUCGGAUCAACGUCAGGUGAAAAAGGCAAAUUUGGAUUGACCACUAGUCAGAUUGUUCGUGUCAUGAGGAAGCUGAGCCAGUCUGGUAUGCUGGAUUGCCUCCAGCUCCUGCAUUUUCACAUUGGGUCACAGAUUCCAUCGACGCCUUUGCUCACUGAUGGAGUCGCCGAGGCUGCUCAGCUUUACUGUGAACUCGUGCGUCUCGGUGCGAAUAUGAAGGUUAUCGAUAUCGGUGGUGGUUUGGGGAUUGACUACGACGGGUCUAAAUCCGGAGAAUCUGAUCUCUCUGUUGCGUAUACUCUCGAGGAGUAUGCAGAAGCUGUUGUAGCUUCUAUACGGUUUGUAUGCGACCGGAGAUCAGUGAAACAUCCGGCGAUAUGCAGCGAAAGCGGAAGAGCGAUAGUCUCUCAUCACUCCGUGCUGAUCUUCGAAGCUGUCUCUGCUUCGUCGAACGUUAAACCAAUGGCUCAUCGUGCGAAUCCCGAUGAUAUUCAGUUCCUGCUCGAAAGUGAGGAAGCUCGAGCCAAUUACGAGGAUCUCUACGCGGCUGUGAUGCGUGGAGACCACAAAAGCUGCCUCCUUUACGUAGAUGAGCUGAAGCAGAGAUGUGUUGAAGGUUUCAAAGAUGGUGUUUUGAGCAUCGAGCAGUUAGCUUCUGUUGAUGGGUUAUGCGAGUGGGUGUUGAAGGCUAUAGGCGCAUCGGAUCCGGUUCAGACUUACAAUAUCAACCUUUCGCUUUUCACUUCGAUUCCUGAUCUCUGGGGGAUUGAUCAGCUCUUUCCAAUAGUUCCUAUCCACAAGCUCGAUCAAAGGCCAGGAGCUCGAGGGAUCUUAUCGGAUUUAACGUGCGACAGUGAUGGGAUCAUUGACAAGUUCAUAGGCGGUGAAACCAGCUUGCCGUUGCACGAGGUGGACAACAAUGGCGGUGGUGGUGGAGGAAAGUACUUUUUGGGUAUGUUCCUUGGAGGUGCUUACGAGGAGGCGCUCGGUGGAGUCCAUAACUUGUUUGGCGGGCCUAGUGUGGUCCGUGUCACGCAGAGCGAUGGACCACACAGCUUUGCAGUGACUCGAGCCGUGCCUGGCCAGUCCUCUGCGGAUGUUCUCCGAGCAAUGCAGCAUGAGCCCGAGCUACUGUUUCAGACCCUGAAGCACCGAGCAGAGGAAUUGAGGCAUACCAAAGGCGGUGACGAUGAAGGUGGAGAAGAAGAAGAUGAUGAUGAUGGUGAUGAGUUCAACGAUAUUGCGAAUCGUCUCGAUCGUUCGUUCCACAACAUGCCGUAUCUUGCGACUGAGCCGGCAUCUCCAAGUAACUCUCUUUCAGCUGCGAUCGAUAACCUUGGCUUUUACUACUGCGACGAAGACGGCUUCGAUUACCUCUCUGCGUGAGAAAGAAGGUGAUCGUGUGGUUUGUUGUUGCAUUCUAUUAUCUUAAAAUCGUCAUUUCAAUAAAUUGUUAGAACAAUAAUAUGGUGAUAUCCAUCGUUGUUUAAGGUUUUUAAUUAAAGGAUCCCGAAUGAUGAAAGUCCUUUUGUGAAAUUAGGAAGGAUCUUUGUAUCUUAUUUUUUCUAUGUUCCCGUUGAAAAUGUAGUGUUCCGGUUUCAUACAUGAAAUAGAAUACCAUUUUAUGAGCU
Molecule: messenger RNA, 2926 nt
Organism: Eutrema salsugineum
Lineage: Eukaryota; Viridiplantae; Streptophyta; Magnoliopsida; Brassicales; Brassicaceae
Product: arginine decarboxylase 2
Exons: 1
Coding region: 504-2681 (725 amino acids)
Biological process (GO): spermidine biosynthetic process; L-arginine catabolic process
Molecular function (GO): arginine decarboxylase activity
Source: RefSeq, a predicted model, not a curated record